Messenger RNA from Nasonia vitripennis (jewel wasp), 4258 nucleotides. RefSeq lists its product as uncharacterized. Gene Ontology annotation, molecular function: ribonucleoside-diphosphate reductase activity, thioredoxin disulfide as acceptor. Gene Ontology annotation, cellular component: cytosol. Gene Ontology annotation, biological process: deoxyribonucleotide biosynthetic process. The record is from RefSeq and is a predicted model, not a curated record. NCBI's taxonomy places the organism in Eukaryota, Metazoa, Arthropoda, Insecta, Hymenoptera, Pteromalidae. Bases 1107 to 1655 code for a protein of 182 amino acids. The transcript has 2 exons.
CGGAGGAGGAGAUCAGCGAGGAGGAUGAGGAGAGAAGCGAAACAGACGAUAAUAUGAAUUAUCAAGGAGUCGAUGAGGAAAGAGAGGAUGAGGAUAUCCAGCCUCCUGAUUCUCCUGAAGAAGAGCCAAAUGAUUCUAUUCAAGAAGACGAGGAAUCCUGGGAUUAGGCAGAGAUCCUCAAGUGAGAGGGAGUGCUGAGAGUAUCGUAUAGGACCACUUGGGUCUCUUCCUAGUCACGGCUCUGCGCAUGCGCGGGCCCUUGGCGCGUCGGUGCUCGCUCUCACUCGCCAGUUCGUCCCCGAUUCUCCGAGAGAGAAAACAUAUUAUACGCUAGACCGUUUAACGCUAUUUAUUCAAUAAACGACUUUCCACGAGACUCUCCGUGUUCAUUAUUUACUCAGUCUCACCACCUAACUUCCAUCACGAAUGUAAUAUAAAGUUUGUUAACGCACGUAGAAUAGCAGUUGCAAGAAAGAGAGACAUAUCUGAAUAUUUACCGGAUUGGACAAACGACAAACACAACGAUGCCAUAUUUCCACCAGGUGUUUACGAGAAUCUCAACAAUCUCACAGAAGCUAUAAACAAUAUACCUGAAUCUCACUUACGUAUUGAACAGGCAUAGAAAAAAAGUGGUUAUUACAAUUUACAUAAAAAGUGUGAAUGUAAGGAAACUCAUUUUUUCAGCUUGAGCGAAAAGGUCAAACGAAUAUUUGGCUUUGAGAAUGAAAAAUAUAGAAAUCAGGAAUUUAUACCCAUGAUUCCAUCUGUAGAGCCGAAAAAAAAUGCAACAUUGGUAGGAAACAGACCUGGUUGUUUGGCAAGAGCGAUAGCUGAUCAAUUUUUCGUUUACUCAGAUAUUUGUAUUUUGUACACAGUCGGUGACGUUCAAGCAUCCCUUUUGCGCAUAGUAACACUCGAUAAUUCAAAAUAUAAAUUUGGUGCGAGAGUGGUCAAACAAUUUGCACCGGGAAUUUAUCUACCUUUGUUAAAUAACACAUUUCAGAAUAUAAUAAUAGAUAUAAGAGAUGAAAAUGGGAAUCAUAUACCAUUCGAGUACGGGACGUUGACCGUAACACUACAUUUCAAGCGCAUUCUCUGAGAAAAAAAUGGUUUACUACGCAGAAUACUAUGCCGAUCAAAUCGGUGGUGGUGAUGGUGGAGGAGGAGUACGUCGAGUGUUUGCAGGUUCAACUUAUCAGCGAGGUCAUGGUGGAAUCGGCAGCUUUUUGAGUGGAUUAUUUCGAAGAGUUUUACCUUACAUUACGAGUGGUGCUAAAGCCGUUGGAAAAGAAGCUAUCAGAGCAGGAAUGCAUGUACUAGAUGAUGUGGGAAAUCACGGAAGCAAUUUUAAACAAGCUGUAAAUAUGCGCAUGCGCGAGUCCGGUAAAAAUCUUAAGCAUAAAGCCGCUGAUAAAAUUGCCGCUAUGAUGAAGGGAUCAGGAUAUAAGAUACGCGCUAAAAAGCGGAAGCGUCAAUCGUCCAAGAACAGUUCAGCUGUACGCAUCAGCAGUAAAAGUGGCCGUGUAAAGAAGAAGAAGAAGAAGAAGAAGAGCCGUGUCAGUGUUCGCAAAUCUACGAAAAAGAAAGCGGGUAAGAAUAAGCCAAGGAAGAAGAGAAAACAACGCAGUGUGAGCGAUAUUUUUGGAUCUACAUAGAUAUUAUUUAAUAUGGCUUUUCUACACUCAAACUCAUGCGAAUGCAUGACAUCAGAAUUAGAUUUAUUUACAUUACCACCUACACAGACUUCGGUGGAAAGCUCUCAAUUUAUACAUUAUAAACCAGUUUCUUCGCAGACGAUGGACCGUUGGAAUUCGUCGUUCCAGCUGGUAGUGAUUAUCUCGAUCUUGCACACACAAUGCUAAGCAUUCGUAUGCAGAUAGAGCCAACUGUUGAAAUAACAGAAGCAGCUAAAGCUACAGAGUAUCCGAAGGUAGCAGCAAUAAAUAACACAUUACAUUCGCUAUUUAACCAAAUAGACGUUUUCUUUAAUCAAAAAUUGGUUUCACCACCAAACAAUGCUUAUUCUUACCGAGCUUACAUCGAAACACUGUUAAAUUAUUCAAAGAGUAGUAUGGAAUCACAUCUCACGAGUGGACUCUGGUAUGCGGAUACCCCUGGAAAAUGGGCAGCGCCUCCCAAUACCAAGCGUACUGAUGUAAAUGCAAAUAUUGGUCAGUGUAACCGUCAGUAUUUUACCCAGAAUGGUAAAACUGUCGAUUUACUCGGUCAUUUGCAUUGCAAUGUUUUUAAUCAAAAUAAAUUUCUGUUAAAUGAUGUUGAACUGCGAUUACGAUUGGUUAGGAGUAAGGAUGCUUUUUGUUUGAUGGAUUUUACAGAUGAUGAUAAAUUUACUAUACGCAUUAAGGAAGCUUCACUGAUUGUGCGUCAAGUUAAAAUAAGUCCAGGUGUUAUACUAGCUCAUGCUAAUGCACUUACAAAAGCCACUGCUAAAUACCCAAUCAAUCGUGUGGAGGUGAAGGCAUUUACAAUGCAUAGAGGUAUUCUUGGCGAUACACUGGACAACGUUAUUCUCGGUCAAAUACCCAAAAGAAUAAUCAUUGGAUUUGUGGGUAACAAGGCAUUCAAUGGAAAUAGAAAGUUUAAUCCAUUUAAUUUCCAACAUUUUAAUAUAAACUAUAUUUCUCUUUAUGUGGAUGGUGUCCACAUUCCCAGCAAACCAUUGCAGCCUCGAUUUACGGGUGAAAUUAUUUAUCGACUCGUUUCAUAUACUAUAUUCUGGGACUGGAAUUCAUUUUCUAAACGAAGCAUUAAUUAUCUCACGAUCGGACUACGAUGAAGGGUAUACAUUAUUUGCUUUUGAUCUAACGCCUGAUUUAUCAGCAAAUUCAGUUUCUCAUUGGAAUUUAAUCAAGCACGGCAGUGUUCGUGUAGAGGUAAAAUUUGAAAGAGCACUUGAAUCUACAAUCAAUUGUAUAAUUUACGCCGAAUACGACAAUGUCUUAGAAAUAGAUUCAAGUAGGCAAAUAAUAACGGAUUUUAAUGCAUAAUGUGUCAAUUUUUUAUAGUAUCAUGGAUUACGUUAUCAAUAUUCAGGGUUUGAGAGACCGUAACAACAAGUUUACACCUAAAGAAGUUGGUGUACUUGGUUUAGAGCACAGAGUCGUCCAACAUUGGAUAGUUAAGGAACCCCAUAGAUUUGAAGAACUUGCAACUGGACUUAAAAGAACUAACGACUACAUCUCUAAUCAUUUUCAUGGAAUUCGUUGGCAUGAAGGUGACAUCACCAUUGAACAACUACAGUAUCAUUUACAACAAAUAGCCAAUGUGGCUAUACAUAUUUUUACACGCGGUCAUGACAAUUGGAGAUUCCUGGAGACUGUAAUGUGUCGAGAAGUUGUAAACGUUGAAGAAAUGUAUGCCCCGAAUUUUGACGAAUUGAAAAUAAAUUAUUCAGGUAACUUCAUGUGUUUAAAUCAUGGCAUUCAAGGUAUAAACUCCAGUCGCGAUUGUGCUCUCAAUCAUGCAUAUGUGCUACGAAAGUGGUUACACUCUAUAUCUGAAGGUAUAACGCGAGAUUCUGCACAGAAAUUGAGUGAUGCAUUGUACUGCAAACUAAACUCGCGGGUACGUACAGCUACUUCUUCGUCUAUUUACGCGACACACGAAGAGGACGUAGUCGAUCAUUGCUGAAAUAAAAUAGAAUGAAUACACAAGAAUUACUAAAAGCUCUUGACCCGUUAACCGUCAAGACAGUUGGCGUGUAUGCUGCGGAUAGAAUUCGAAACGUUUUGGAAUACCCCGCGGCCAUCAUAGCUAAUACAGAUGAUCACACGAAGAAAGGAACACAUUGGAUUGCUAUCUACAUAGACUCAAACGGUUAUGGAACAUACUUUGACAGUUACGGACUACCACCAAUGUCCCAACAUCAUCUUAAACGACUCAAAAGAAAUUGCAAGCGGUAUCAGUGGAAUAAAAAAAAGUUGCAAAGUUUUGAUUCACAGGUGUGUGGCCAGUAUUGUGUUAUGUUCCUUUACCAUAUGGUUAGGCUACCUAACUUACGCGCGUUUUGUCAUAAGUUCUCGCGAGAUUCACGAAAAAAUGAUGCCGUAGUUGUAUCGUUCUAUAAAAAGCUGUUACGAAAUAAUAAUCAUCGUGUACGCUCGAAAGAUGUUAGGAGGUUUGGAAGUGAAGCCUCGCGCGGUUCAGGAUUUUGUAAUCAAACAUGUACUUCGAGAAUGUAUGUAAAGUAAUAAUAAUAAUUGUCAGAUAUCAUGUAGUAAAAAAUAUGAAUAAAGUG